Messenger RNA from Pogoniulus pusillus (Red-fronted tinkerbird), 1152 nucleotides. RefSeq lists its product as uncharacterized. The record is from RefSeq and is a predicted model, not a curated record. NCBI's taxonomy places the organism in Eukaryota, Metazoa, Chordata, Aves, Piciformes, Lybiidae. The transcript has 3 exons. Bases 1 to 1152 code for a protein of 383 amino acids.
AUGAGGCUUAACCCCGCCCCGAGCCGCGGCGCAGCCGGGCGGGCAGGCAGCCAGCUAGGCCCCUGCCCGGGGGAGGGCCCCCCGUCGCCCCGAGCGGCCGCAGCUGUUCCAGCCGGAGCUGCUGGAAAGCAGCCACGCACCCCAGACUUUGUCUCCCUCGCACACAGCGCUAAACUCCAUACCCUCCCCUACCCGGGAGCGGCCGCGGCUCCCCGCCGCUCGCUGCCUUUCUCUUCCCCGCUCCGAGCGAUGGGGGGGAGAAAGAGGCUCUUCGCCUCCAGGCUACUGCUAGCUGUGCGCCGGCUCCCCAGGAAUAGCCAGCGCUACCGGGCCGGUCAUCAUGCGCUGGCCCCGAAGCCGCCGGCGGGGAGAGGGUGGGGGAGCGCACGGACUGCCGGCUCCCGUGGGGCGCGGUGCGGGGUGGCUGCGCGGAACGGCCCGUGGCACCCCGUCCCGUCCUUUUGCUUCCCCGCUCCGCGCUUUCCUCGCAGCCCGCCGCGGCAGCCAACCCGUGAGUUAAACUUCCUGCUCCCGGCCCGGCUGGGAAGGGGACGCGGAGCCUGGCCGGACUCAACCCUCGACACACACAACAGCUGGAGCUGUCAAAACUUCCUCCGCUCAGCCUCGGCCCCGGCCCCUGCCGCCUCCGCCACCGCCGCCGCCUGCUCCUCCUCCGCCCCCGGGGGCUCUGCGCGGGGGGAGGGCGCAGGGCCAGUGUACAAUGAAGCGGCGGCCGCCGCAGCCGGGCAGCGCAGGAGUCAGAGCCGCCGCCAGCUCCCGGGGCCUCUGAGAGGGGGGGGCGCCCAGCGGCGGGAUCAGCCGCCUCUUGCUCGCUCUCUUCACCUCGUCCGCCACCUCUCCCAGCCCCGACAGACCCCGCUGAGCCGGGGAGGGGGUGUUAUUGUGUGUGAGACCCUUCCUUCCUCUGCGCUCUUUCUCUUCGCCCCCCCGUUCCCCUCUUCCUGUUCUCCCCAUGCUGCUCCCCCUGCUACCUGUGCUGGUCGGCGGCGGCUGAGGCCAGCAAUGCGAGGCGGAGGUGGAGGAGGCGGAGGUGAGGAGGAGAGGAGCCGCGGGAGCAGGAGGAGCAUCGGGAUCCCCAUCACCAUCUUCAUCCUCAUCAUCAUCAUCCAUGUGUCUCUCUCGUCCUGCUGA